AUGGACGAGAACGGUGAAAUUUCAGAGGCUCCUCCUUCUGGGCCGGAGGAUAAGGUUACCGCCGAGAAACACUCGUCACCGCCUACAGACGCCGCCGUCGACGAAGUGACCGACAUGUUCGCCGGGCUCAACAAGAAGAAGAAAAAAUCCUCCAAACCCAAGACGGAAGACAACGAAGACGGCGAAGUAGCAGCAGACGGCGACUUCGACGCCUCGGCCCUGAAGAAGAAAAAGAAGAAGUCCACGAAACCCAAGACCGAGGGUGCGGAGGACUUUGCCGCGAAGCUGGCCCAGGCUGGUCUCGCAGAAGGCGGAUCCGAUGAAAAGCAAGAUCAACCCUCUGCAGGGCAAGACCAAGAUGGAGACAUGGACGCCGGCACCGGAAUCUGGGCGCAUGACGCCACAAGCCCUAUUACCUACGCCCUUCUGCUGAAGCGUUUCUUCGAAACCGUCAACAAGAACAACCCGGACAUCCUGAUGUCGGGUUCCAAAUCCUACAAGAUUCCGCCCCCGCAGUGUCUCCGCGAAGGCAACAAGAAGACCAUCUUCGCCAACAUCCACGAAAUCUGCUCGCGCAUGAAGCGUACCGACGAACACGUCACACAGUUCUUGUUCGCCGAACUGGGUACCAGCGGCAGUGUGGACGGGUCCAAGCGAUUGGUUAUCAAGGGUCGGUUCCAGCAGAAGCAGAUUGAGAAUGUCCUGAGACGGUACAUCGUCGAAUACGUCACGUGCAAGACGUGCAGGAGCCCAAACACCAAGUUGGAGAAGGGCGAGAAUCGACUGUACUUUGUCGAAUGUCUGAACUGCGGGUCGAGGCGGUCAGUCACGGCUAUCAAGAGCGGUUUCACGGCCCAAGUCGGCAAGAGAAAGAGGCUCAAUGGUUAA
Cladophialophora carrionii CBS 160.54 is the source of this 888-nucleotide messenger RNA. RefSeq lists its product as uncharacterized. Gene Ontology annotation, cellular component: eukaryotic translation initiation factor 2 complex. Bases 1 to 888 code for a protein of 295 amino acids. The transcript has a single exon. The record is from RefSeq and is a predicted model, not a curated record. Gene Ontology annotation, biological process: formation of translation preinitiation complex; formation of cytoplasmic translation initiation complex; translational initiation. NCBI's taxonomy places the organism in Eukaryota, Fungi, Ascomycota, Eurotiomycetes, Chaetothyriales, Herpotrichiellaceae. Gene Ontology annotation, molecular function: mRNA binding; translation initiation factor activity; translation initiation factor binding.